AUGGCGUUCUUAAGGCAUAUCCAUAGUUCGUCCGACUUGGCAAGUAAACUACUGUACACUCCGGUUCAAGAUCUGAAUGUACUCCAGGACACUCUCCUAAAUAACAAAGCUUCCGGUUUGGUGGUCAUUGACUUCCACGCUGCGUGGUGCGGACCUUGCCAUGCAAUUGCACCGUUCUAUGAGCAACUCAGUCAACAGUACACGCAUGUUGCCUUUGCUAAAGUGGAUGUUGAUGCGCUUCAAGGCGUUGCCAAAAAGGUGUGUAAUCUUCUGCAGGGAGGCUCUUCCAAGGAUGACUCGGCUGCCUCCAAGGAUGUUUCCUUAUUGGAGUACCUGGAUUCUACUCAGUUGAACUGUCUCAACGAAUCCGACACGCAUAAUAUCAAGAACGAACAAUUACUUAUUAACCUUUAUUUCAAUCAAGCUGUUCGCAUCCGAUCCAUAGUCAUACAUACAGUAGAUGCCUCACAUGCCCCCAAAGCCAUUAAACUCGCCAUCAAUCGCGCCUCAAUUGGAUUUGAAGAUGUUGAAUCAGCAAUUGAGCCUGAUAUGGCGCAGAAGCCUGCACAUUUUGUCGCGUCCAACCACGGCAACGAGGAUGAAACGCGAAUUAAUGCGAUCGAUGUUUUUGGGCAACCCGUCGAAACCACCAAGAUGGCCAAUUUCCAUGCUCCUGAAGAGUAG
Molecule: messenger RNA, 684 nt
Organism: Rhizoctonia solani
Lineage: Eukaryota; Fungi; Basidiomycota; Agaricomycetes; Cantharellales; Ceratobasidiaceae
Product: thioredoxin
Exons: 9
Coding region: 1-684 (227 amino acids)
Source: RefSeq, a predicted model, not a curated record